Molecule: messenger RNA, 763 nt
Organism: Dibothriocephalus latus
Lineage: Eukaryota; Metazoa; Platyhelminthes; Cestoda; Diphyllobothriidea; Diphyllobothriidae
Source: the annotation of a GenBank genome assembly
AGGCAAGCAUGAAAGAAAAUUUACGAUUGAAAAUUUCUGGGGCAUUAUUCGGGGAGUUAGAGGAGAUUACUAUAUUGCCCAAGGCGUUGGCCAAAACUGUAUGACAGACAUGGAAACAAUUUACAGGUUUGUUGGACGAAACAAAUAUUUCCUUAGCAAGGAUUGCAUAAGUUGGGUAAUGAUGCCUGUGCCAUCCCAGGCAGACAUUGAAAAAUCUAAGUACUUUAAAAUGAGAUUUACCGGUGACCCUUCUUAUGAAUUCGAACAUACAGAACUCACUCAAGUACCUGGUGAAGGCGACGAAAUCAAUGAAAAAGAACGAACGAUCACGAUGAAGGAGGAAGAUCGAUUGGCCGCCGUGGUAAAACGGAUUGAUGACGAGGUGCGCAUUGUACCCAGAGGGGCAUAUCUUAGACUUGCAAAUGGUGACAUCGUAAAGAAUAAAAUGUAUGAAGGAAUGGAGGUCGCCGAUGCAAUGAAAGCAGCUUCAUACUUUCAUUUUCGACCACCCAUCAAGUAUCCACACAAACCUCUCGAAGACAAAGUCAAGAGCGACAGAUGCAUUGACUUUCUAGAUACGAUUGAGAACGACAUACCAAAAGGUUGUUGGAUUCUGCAGUGUGAACGCGGAGGAAGCAUAAUCUUUGUCAAAAGCCUGACAUGGAUCGGCUACGUUCUCUUUCAUGUUCCACGCAGGCCAAUCUACGGCUCUCUUUACGUGGGCACGGGCGAAUACAACAUCGAUCUGCCUUUCAUGCUGUAA